CCAACGACUCGACUAUCGCCUUUCUCAACGACUCAAAACCAAAACUGGAGCCGGAAGUCCAUUCUCUGACAUUUUUGCCCUCCGUGUCCCACUCACUCCGAGGCGUAAACGGUCAAAUCAGUAGCCUCCACCACCCGAAUAAAGCCGGAGGCAGAAGAAGAAGAAGCUUUAGUCCAAACAGAAACGACUCACAACCCCAAAGGUUCAGAGAGAGUGACCCAACAAAUCCGUUCGAAUUCCCGAAACAAAAUCGUGGGGAAGCGAUUCGAUCAGGCGGUCAGAUCGAAGAUUAGGGUUUGAGGGAUCGGUAGUCGGAAUUUAAUCUGUUAUCCGUCCGGCGGCAAUGCGCGGAGAUGUGAACGGAGGUACGACGCCGGCCGCGAACAUGGCCGAGAAGCAGUACGAGCAGGCGAAGACGUCGGUGUGGUGGGACAUAGAGAAUUGCCAGGUGCCCAAGGUGUGCGAUGUCCACGCCAUCGCUCAGAAUAUCAGUUCGGCGCUGGUGAGGAUGAACUACUUCGGCCCCGUCUCCAUCUCCGCAUACGGCGACACCAAUCGCAUCCCGGCGUCCGUACAACACGCGCUCUCCAGCACCGGCAUCGCCCUCAAUCACGUCCCCGCUGGUGUGAAAGAUGCAAGUGAUAAGAAAAUUCUGGUUGAUAUGCUAUUCUGGGCAGUAGAUAACCCCGCUCCGGCCAACUAUCUGCUUAUUUCCGGAGACAGGGACUUUUCUAAUGCUCUGCACCAGUUACGCAUGAGAAGAUAUAACAUCCUUCUUGCACAGCCACAGAAAGCAUCCGCGCCCCUCAUUGCUGCAGCAAAGAGUGUGUGGCUUUGGACUAGCCUCUCAGCCGGAGGCGCCCCACUUACAACUGGUGAAUCGUCUCAGCUUGCUAAUGGUAACACCAACUCUUUUAACCCCGAUAUGCUGCCGCCGCACUCGAUGCCUGAGGAUCAUCCGAUAAACAACCAACAACAGACGCCGUAUUUUGAGAAUCAGAAGCCUUCUAAUGGUGGAAGGGGUGGUGGUGAUCCUAAGUUUAAAGGAAAGCAUAACAGGAAAAACACAAAUCAACCCAACAUAUCGAGAGCCUCCAGUGUGCCAGUUAUGGUCCAAGAUGAAAAGAGUAGUGAUUAUCCAUACCAAACAGAUCAGACACAGGCAAAGCAGUUUAAGAAACCUCCACAUGAGUUCUUUGGUGCUAGUGAGAAUCUUGCUUCUACUAGCAGGUCUACACCAAAUUUUUUCCCUGGAAAUUCUGUACCUUCUGGCAGUAAUGGAAAUAGUUUCUUAGGCCAGCAAAACCAAUAUCCCCCUCAUCUGAGGCCGAACAACCUCCAUAUGCAACCUAAUUUUGGUCAAGAUAAUAUGCACCCUCCUAUUGCUCAUGCUCGUGGAUUUCGACCUAUUCCUCCUAGACCUGAUGGCGCUCAAUAUCCUUCAGCUCCACCAACAAAUGAUGGUCCUAGAUUUUCUUCAGCUCCACCUACAAAUGAGAUGGGAGAGCUGAAUAUUUCUGAUUUCAUCAUCAAUUAUGCUCAAAAUCCACCCAAUUAUGCUCAAAUCCCUCCCAGGUUUCCACUUCGAAAUGGAGACGAUUAUAACAGACCUAGGUCUAGUGGGUCACAGAAUCCUGGCAGCUUUAAUGGACCUCAUAGAGGCCAUAAAAUGCAGGGUGGCCAGCCGUUGCAUCAUGAUUCUGCCAACAACAGGUAUAUUCCUCCUUCAUCGACCCCUGUAACAAAUGACAUUCCCAAUAAUGAUGAUUGGGGAAGUCAGGGUCGUACACCACCUUCUGAAUAUGUUCAAGGCCUUAUUGGCAUUAUUCUUCUCGCCUUGAACACCCUGAAAGUAGAGAAAAUUAUGCCUACUGAAGCAAACAUUACUGAUUGCAUCCGUUAUGGUGAUCCAAAACACCGAGAUACCAAUGUAAGGAAGGCUUUGGAUUAUGCAAUAGAGCAACAUAUGAUAGUCAAGCAGAAUCUGGGUGUUGCACUUCCAAUGUAUAUUCGAAAAAAUGAAAACUUAUGGAAGUGUGUGAAUCUUAGCGGUGGUAAUCUUAAUCAGUACUCUAAAGCUACAUGGGAUUCAAUACAAAAAUUUCUCACUUCAUCAGAUGGACGAUCGGCAAUAAUGGCUUCUCAAUGCAGAUAUGAAGCAGCUACAAUUAUGAAAAAAGCAUGCUUGCAGAAGCUUGCUUUGGGUAAUGUACUCAAGAUCUUGAAUAUGACAAUUGCUAUGAAGAAAUGGAUCAUUCCUCAUCAGUCAGGAUGGCAACCAAUCUCUAUAACUCUUGCAGAGGCUAAACUUGAAGUAUCUUAUGAUCUUGGUACUUGAUUUAAUCAACCUCUUUAUGUGCAGCAAGUGGCUCUAAGAUGGUCACAACUGCCAAAAGUAUUAUCAGUUUAUUGAACCUUUGAUCAAAUGGGUUCACUUUUUGAAAAGCAAUUCACAUUAAAGGUGUCUAAGAUCUUAUGGGAUGGAAACCUUUACAUUGUGAACCAAGUAAGUAGAACUAGGUUUCUUUGGCUUUUGUUUUUCUCCCUGCCCCCAAUUUCCCUUUUCAUCCUUCCAUUGCUCCCUUGGGGUAUUUGACGAGCUUCUAAGAAGUGUUAGAUAUGCUGAUUACACCAUCAAAGUACUUUCAAGUUGCCUAUGUUACAUUUUUUUUUUUUGCGCAUUACAAAUCAUGGAAAUAUGUCAGGAGGAAGUGUAUUAUCAUGUUUCAGCACGUGAAGGUGUGGGCAACCUUAUGAAGCGGUGGACAAGUUAAGAAAUGUUCUUUCUCGGUAGCAAGAUUAUGAAGCUGUGGAGAAGUUCACGUUUUUGGAUCAGAUGACCAUGUUAUGCGGACAUUGUGAUUCGAUUUCUCAUGUAAAUGGACUAUAUUGAAGACGCUCUAGAUCGGGUAUAUGCAACGGAUUGGAGUUUGGUUGUUUACUUCAAGAGAAAAAGUUUACAGAGGAACUAUGAAGUUUGACUCAGCAUUUUGAAGUAUCUUUCAUUUAAGAAAGCAAAGGUUAGCUAUCCUACCAAAACACAUCCCUGUAGGUAUGUGAUUUCUGGAAUCUGGUGUGGCUAGUAGCUAUAGUAUGUGCAUGGAUUUUGCAAAUAAAAUUUGGACAGUUUUUUUGUAUCCUAUUUGCAUUAAAUAAUUUAUAAUAGAGAUCUUUUGUA
Molecule: messenger RNA, 3178 nt
Organism: Argentina anserina (silverweed cinquefoil)
Lineage: Eukaryota; Viridiplantae; Streptophyta; Magnoliopsida; Rosales; Rosaceae
Exons: 3
Coding region: 344-2338 (664 amino acids)
Biological process (GO): regulation of gene expression
Cellular component (GO): peroxisome
Molecular function (GO): RNA nuclease activity
Source: RefSeq, a predicted model, not a curated record